Seminavis robusta is the source of this 303-nucleotide messenger RNA. The record is from the annotation of a GenBank genome assembly. Lineage: Eukaryota; Bacillariophyta; Bacillariophyceae; Naviculales; Naviculaceae.
AUGGCCAUUGAGAUUAGCGCCGCUGAUCUUGGUCGCAGCAACCAAGAAGAAGCGGUUUGCGUGCCCCUCACGGCAAUCCGACGUGUUUGCGAGAAGAGGGGCUUGAUGUUCUCCCCUGCAGCGGAAGGAAGUGAAGGAGAGGAAGAGGAGGGAGAGGAGGGAGAGGAAGAGCUUGACCAGGAGGGACAACUCCCAAAAGAAAUCAAGGAGAAGGUUUACCUUGUUGGCGACGAAGGAGAACUUGAGCUCAUCAAAGAUCUGGAGAAGCACGUCCUGACCGACUACAAAGUCGACCUGGAUUGA